AUGGCGUCUCUGCUUCCAUCAGCCUCGGUCUCGGCCGUGCACCCCCAUCUCCAAUCUUCUCAACGACCCGUCUCCUCCUCGACCAUACUCCCUACCCGGCAAACCCGCACGUUCUUGACACAGCUCCGCCGUCAAGCACAAGCUUUGAAAGAACAAGCAGUGACUCCACCCCCAGCCCCGACCAAGAAACCUAGUGCCCCCAAGCCUGCGCUGCAACUCCAUAAUCUCCCAUACUUCGUGCGCCGAACCGGCUCCAACCAGCUACCUGUGUAUCUGGUCACCAAGGCCGGUGGCACCAAGCAGCUCACCAAGAUUCAGAAGACCGAGGGCGAUCUGGACGCACUACGCAAUGAUCUGUCGCGCACCCUGGGGAUUGACGCUGCAGAGUCUCGAUCCAAAACCCCGGGAGUCUCGAUCAACCGACUGACAGGUCAUAUCAUUGUCAAGGGCUGGCGGAAACCUGAGAUUCUGAAAUUCCUCACGGAGCGCAACUUCUAA
This is a messenger RNA of Penicillium alfredii, 498 nucleotides long. RefSeq names its product mitochondrial 54S ribosomal protein mL49. The coding region runs from base 1 to 498 and encodes 165 amino acids. Gene Ontology annotation, molecular function: structural constituent of ribosome. The record is from RefSeq and is a predicted model, not a curated record. The transcript has 3 exons. Gene Ontology annotation, biological process: translation. Lineage: Eukaryota; Fungi; Ascomycota; Eurotiomycetes; Eurotiales; Aspergillaceae. Gene Ontology annotation, cellular component: mitochondrial large ribosomal subunit; ribosome.